AUGAACAAGAUGGAGGAGCAGAACGGCGGCGACUGCGCGCCGACCGAAGAGGCGGAGGAAGUGUUAUUAAGCGCGGUGGCCUUUUUCAUCCCCGAGGGGAGUGGGCUGCAGGAAGGCGCGCUCAGCAGCAUCCGAGCAGACGAAAACGCAGUGAAGCUUCUAAACGAGUUCACGGAGAGUGAAGAGGACUGUCUAUUCGUAUUUAACGAAAAGGACACGAUCAAAUUUUACGCAUCCAUCCUAGACUUACAAAAAAAAAAAAAAAAUGAAAAAUAUUUAAUCAUUUACAAAACGACACAAAGUAGGAAACCACUCUUCCUCGAAAUGAACAAUGAUGCAGAAAAUGUGACGAGGAAAUUUCUGGAAAUUUUUUUCUCCAAUUUUAUGAACAAAAAUGACGAAAUCAAUUGUUCCUCUCUGUUGAAGGAAAUGAAAAAAAAGUUUAACAAUUUUUUGCUCAACUUGAGGAUCAUCUAUGGAGAGUUACAGGAGAAAUUGACUUUGCCACUUUUGCCAUCUGGAGAGAAAGAGGAAGAAGACGACGACAUCAACCACGUGGAAGAGUACUUAAUACACUUCGUCAAAUGUUACCACGUCAUUUUACGAAAUUUUGUAAACUACAAAAAGAGCAGAUACCAAAGCUGUGAAGAUUUUCUGACUUGUUUGAAACAGAAGAAUGAAGACAUCAACUUUCUGUAUGGCGAAAUAGAGAAGGAGAAGUUCAAGCAGAUCGUACACACUAUCUUAGAAAGGAAGAAAAACUCCAGCUACAAGAAUAUCGUUGAGAAUAUUCGGAGAGAAAUUGUGGAUCUGAAAAUGGAAGUCCUCGAUCUGUAUACACAUCUGAAGCCAGUUAUUCACUUUUUGCAGAAACUGGAAAGUAGCAGAGAAGAAAUUGAGAAUAAAAAUGUGUUCGUCGCUCCGAUUGUGCAUGCAUUGUCUUUGUCACUGGACCGGUCGGAGUAUUUAAUUAAGAACUGCAAGUUUGUCUUUGACUUCCUCUCCAGGGUGCUCAUAAAUUCGUGCAAGCAGAAUAUGAACACACCGGAAAUUAUCAACUCAAUUUAUAACUGCGUGGAUGUGCUGAAGAGCAAGCUGUAUGGGACUCUGAAUUUUUUGCUGAACUUUUUGUACCUGUUUAGGAUCUACCGGGAGAAGAAUGCCAAGCUGCGAUCUUUGAGUCAGUCCUGCGGGUGGAGCAGCCCAGCGAGGGGUGCCCAGACUGGGCAUAAUGAGGAAAAUGCGCAUAAUGAGCAGAAUGCGGAUAAUGCGGAUAAUGCGGAGAAUUCGAAGAAUGCGCAGAAUACGUCCAAUCCACAGAAUGACGAAACGGAGCAGGACUGCGCCUACUUCCCCUCCGUAAGUCUCUACAUCUACAAACUAAGGCUCCUAAUCGAAUACCUCAAAAUCUACCAAACGUAUAUGAAGUUGGAGAAAAUCGAAAUUCCUGGUGACAAGGGGAAGAAGCUAACGGAGGAGGUGCACACCAUCCUGCGCGAAUUCAACACCAUCAAUGAGACAUUCCUAGACAUUAACCACGAGAUCAUGAAUGAGGAGGAAACGAUUUUUAUAAACAAGUACAAGCAGUUUGAGGACAAGGUGAAGGAGCUAAACAAGCGACUCAUCUGCGUCCUGGUUCACUCCUUUGACGCGGAUUUGAAGAAGAACAUCAAACUUCUUAACUCCUUUCUCAUUUUGAGAGACCUCCGAGCCAUCGAGGUAGAGCUCGUUCGGCACGCCUCUCUCCUCUGCGAGGACCUCAAGAGGGAGUUCAUCCUCGUGGACAAUUUGUUCAUCAAGAAUAUGACCAUCGUGGCGCAGAACAGGGGCGUCUUCCUGGGGCAGGGUGCGACCCAGCGAGGGGCGGUUCACAAGAUCAGCGGGGUUAACGGGGUUAGCGGCGUUAUCGGGGUUAGCGGGGUUAGCGGGGUUAGCGGUGGUGGUGGUAGUUCAGGCGAGGCUAUCGAGGUUAGCGCUGGUAGUGUCAAUGCAGCUGAGCUCAUCGGUGGUGUCAGUCCAAGCGGUACUCACACGGCGAAACUGCCAACUGAGCAGCUGAUCCACCUGCACAUCGACCGGAACGCGCCCCUGUUCUGCGAAGUGGUGAACCUCUUCACGUCGCUGCUGAAGCGAAUCGAGCAGCAGUACUUCCCGCUGCGGAAAAUUGUCAAGGUUCUAAACUUCAAAGAUGAGAAGACGGAAGAAAUAAACGCGCUGUACCGAAGCAUCACUGCGAAGAUUAGUCAAUACAUAGGGAACAUGAGCAAGGAAUGGUUCACCGAAACGAUGGACGUGGUGAAUACGUUCCUAAAUGAACCUAUAUUUAAGCAAAAGGGAGAGUUAUUUUACGUGAACUUCCAUCCGCAUAUCUUCCUCUUUAUAUCUAAUGUGAAAAAUCUCUACCUGAACAAUCUGACCGUCAAUGAGGAGUGCCUAAAAAUCUAUAACAGCACCAACCGAUUUAAAGAAUUCAUCCAUACUCUGAGCAGCAUCACGAAGAGGUAUAACGAUAUCGUUACUAAAACGUUGCCUGUACAGAAGGAUCUCUUUCAUGAUAAGUUGUCUAGUGUGAAGAACACGUUACUGAGAGGAGUGACUGAACUAAGGUGGACACAGGAACCGAUUUUCGACUACAUUCAAAUGGUAGACAGAGACAUGACAGAAAUAUUUAGUAACAUCUCCUUUGUUCAUAGUAACUUGAUUUCUAUCCUAAGUGUGACGAAUAGUUGGACGAGGAAAGCAAUCCUCGAGAGGAGAAAGAAGCAUGAAGAUAUAUAUAACUAUCUGAAUAACUACAAGAAUAAUAUGGCAUUGUUGAAGGGGAAACUAAUGGACGAUUUUAAGAACAUCCACAUGAGUAUGAAGCAGUCCUUUGAUCUUCUAAAAAUAAAGAAGAAUAACCCUAUGUGGAAAAAUUACGUAAAAUUCGUAAACAGUAUAGUUACGGAUAGGGUAACCCAGUUGGUAUAUUUUCUUUUCUCAAAUCUGAACAACAUCAUGACAAGAGCGGAGAGAGAAAAUGAACCCCUAUUCAGCAUCAAGAUAAAUUUUGUGGAGAAUAAACUGAGUCUGGACUUAAAAUUAAGAUGUAAGAAAUCACUCAGCAUAACAAGCAUCUUCUACAAAUGGAUAGACGAUUUUAUGAAUCUCUGUUCAGGUAUCAAACGGAUCGACAUAAAGAGUGGAGACUACGUUAACGAAAUUCUCCUCAGCUUAAAGAUCAAUCAGAAAAAAAGUUGCAUUGAGAAAUAUUUCGAAGCGACCAUAGACAGAUGUUAUGCGUACUUAGAAGGGUUAAAGAAGUAUGAACAUAUCUGCAAGAAGGAUAUCAAGAAGGAGUUCCUCCAUUUUAAGACACAAAAUGAAGUGUCUCUCUUUCCUACCUACUUCGAAUUUAACAAUAACUUUCGGGACACAUUAAAACUGAUCAAUAUUAACAUUACGCAUCGGUUCCCAAAUGUGUUGGCGUAUAAGAAUCUGAUUCUAUCUUUGAAGAGCGAGUUAAGCAGCUUCCACUAUUUGCGUAGUUAUGAGGUCAUCAACUUCGUGGCAUUUCACUCGGAGCACUUCGUGGAGAAAUUGAUAAACUUCUCUCAGAAGGACAUUUCGAUGUAUAGUGAGUACCUUCAGGUGUUCGUGCGGGACGUGAUUUACGCCGUGAGCGCCUUUUACGAGGGUGUGCUGAGCAACUUGAGGGCCGCGGGCGUGAGCGAGUUCUUCGGCCCGCCCAAGAAGGGGGUGUCACAGUUGAGCGGUGGGGUGACUGCCACAGACGGGGUGACUGCUGCAGACGGGGUGGUUUCGGCAGACGGGCUGCCUUCCGCAGACGGGCUUCCUUCCUCAGACGGGCUUCCUUCCUCAGACGGGGUGGCUUCUCCAGACAGCUUGACAGCAUCCAUCGAUGGCGCCUCCCCCCUGGAGAAGAGCAAGAAGGACGCCUUCUACAACCUGAUGAGGAACCUGCGGAGUGUCAAGCUGAGCAGGAAAAUCAUCCCCCUGAUUUUCCAGAAAACGAGAGAAAUUAUGGAGACUCUAAGAGAGUUGGGCAUAACAGUCAAACACAACGAAGUGCUCGAAGAAAUCAACCGGAAUAAGGAGAGGGUAGAAAUACAGUACAACGAAAUAAAGGAGAAAAUAAUAAAGUACAAAAAUGAGGAAAUUAAAAAUAUCAAAGUGGAGAUAACGCUGUUUAAGGAUGAGUUGAAGAAACUAAAGAAUGGCAUUUUGCAGAAUAUGCCCAAUCAGCCAAAGGACAUGCAGGGUAACCCUUACGAGAAGAUUAACGACUAUAGAAGAAGUUACCAAAUGUAUAGAGACAAGCAGAAGUAUCAUAACGAAUUGGAGAUCCUUUUCGAGCUGGACAUCACCGUGUUUGAUGAGCUGAACGAGUUGGACAAGAAAUUGAAAGAGGUGAAAAAACUGUGGGACGUUAUUAACAGUAUUGUAUUUUUCAUGGAGGAGGAAAAGGGAAAGCUAUGGACAGACAUCGACGUAAAUGGGAACAUAUAUAUAAUCGAUUUUGUUUCACAGUAUUUGAGAAAGAAUCUGUCUGAGCUGAAGAGCCUGCCAGUGUAUGAGCAUAUCAUAAAGGAACUGAAGAAGUUUUCCUCCAUCCUGCCGCUUCUCGUCGAUUUGAACAAUGACUGCAUUUUUGAUCGCCACUGGAAUAUUAUUAUGAACCUGUCGGGGGGGCACGCAGUGCAGAGUGUUGACGCAAUGGAGAGUCGGGACGUAGUGGAGAAGGCUGACUUGGCGAACAAUGCUAACGCAGUGGACAGCGGUGACGUAGCGGAGAACCCACCGAAGAAGUACCUGCAGGUGAAGUACAAAGAGCUGACGCUGCAGGGAUUCUUCGACCUGAAACUGUACAAGCACGUGGAAGCCGUGCAUGACGUGAUGGAGCAAGCCAAGAAGGAAAAAAAAAUUGAAAACAAAAUCAGAGAGAUAAGCCAAAUAUGGAGAAAAAUGAACUUUGAGUUUCUGAACAAAAACUCUUACAUUCAAAUAACGAAUAUGGACAUGAUCCUCGAAAUUGUAGACGUGCAUACGUCGGAGAUCCUCUUCUUCAUAAAUCAGAAGAAAUACAUCUUGUUCAUCCAGGAUACCAUUUUAAAGACACAGGAGAACUUGAAAAGAAUAGACGAGGUGAUUAAUAUAUGGAGAAAAUUUCUGAACAAAUUUGAGAGGCUACAACCGAUUUAUCUCAACUCAGAAGAUAUCCAUUCGCAGCUCCCACAGGAGAGUAGGAUGUUUUUUAACAUCGAACAGGAGUACAAGGAAAUCAUCCUGAACGCUUAUGAGCAAAAGAACGUGUUACAGAUUUGCCUGAACGAGGACUUAUUUUACGUGCUCCGAAAAUUUUUCAAAAACAUCGAAUUGUGUGAGAAGGCUCUUAAUGAUUACUUGGAUCAGAAGAAGAAGGCUUUUCCUCGGUUUUACUUUCUCUCCAACAUAGCCCUUUUAGACAUCCUGAGCAAUGGGAAGAAUCCCAUGAAGAUCCUUCCCUACGUGAAUGAUGUGUUUAACGCGAUUAAGACGAUUGAGUUUGGUGGGGCGACGGGGGCGAUGGGGGCGAUGGGGGCGAUGGAAGCGACGAGAGCGGCGGAAGGGGAAGCCACACAGGAGGACGCCACGGAAGAAGCGGAUGGGGAGAGGCUCCUCGGAGAGAAGGCCCAGCAUGAUGGGGAACGUCUGCAUGGUGGGAAUCGCCUGAAUGGUACCACCCCCCCUGCGACGGAGUUCAUCGCGAAAGGCGUGUACAGCAUCGAAAACGAACACCUGCAGUUUCCCACGGAGCUGAUGCUGCGGGGCAACGUGGAGAAUUACCUGAAGGAUCUAGAAACGCACCUGAAGGUAACGAUUAGGAGCAUCCUGGAGAAGGCAAAGAUCUGCUCGGAAAAUCUGGACGAACAAAACAGAGACGAGACGAUGAUAAAGAACUUUAUCAGCCAAGUGGUAUGUACAUGCAACCAGAUAGUUGUCACGGACGAAAUCAACAAAUGCUUCGAUGAGCUGGAAAAUGGAAACGAAUCUGCCUUCGUCGAGUAUAAGAAAAUACUAAUCGAAAGGAUAAAUAAACUGAUUAAGUUGGUGGAAAGGACACAAGAUUGCAACAUCAGGACCAAGUUGCUUUCGCUGAUUAUUCUGGACGUCCACACGAGAGAUGUUAUUAUCUCUUUUAUAAAGAAAAAAAUUUCAGACGGGACUUGCUUCGACUGGCAAGCACAGCUAAAGUAUUACUGGGUUUACGAUAAGAAGGCAAACAAUUACACCUGCGAAAUAAAGUUGUGUGAUUUUAAGACGAAGUAUCUAUAUGAAUAUAUUGGGAAUUCGGGAAAGUUGGUUAUUACCCCUUUGACAGAUAAGUGCUACAUCACCCUGACGCAGGCUCUGAAUCUGAUUCUUGGAGGAGCCCCCGCUGGUCCGGCAGGAACGGGAAAGACAGAAACGACCAAGGAUCUUUCCAAAGCGAUUGGCAUAGCGAUAUUUAUAUUCAAUUGCAGCAAUCAGAUGAAUUAUUUUAACAUGUCCCAGAUUUGUAUUGGCCUGUCCCAGACAGGGGCAUGGGGAUGCUUCGACGAGUUCAAUCGGAUCAGCAUAGAAGUCCUAUCAGUAGUUAGCACACAGAUUAAGUGUAUCUUUGAUGCAAUUAAGGAAAAAAAAACGGUCUUCCAUUUUAUCGAUGAUGAAAUUGUGUUGAAGAAGACAUGUGGGUUUUUUAUUACCAUGAACCCAGGAUAUGCAGGCAGGACUGAAUUACCCGAAAAUUUAAAAAAUCUGUUUAGGUCCUGUUCCAUGAUUGUACCUGAUAUCAAAUUUAUCUGCGAAAAUAUGUUAAUGUCUUUUGGUUUUAUUAAGGCAAAUAAACUAUCGUACAAGUUUGUAGAACUGUAUCAGUUGUGCAAGGAACUGCUUAGAAAGAACAUUCACUACGAUUGGGGUCUCCGUGCUGUUAAGGUGGUCCUAAUUCAGGCUGGUAAUUUAAAAAGGAAGUACAGCAACUAUGAUGAAGAAGUCAUUCUGAUGAAGGCACUCAAAGAUUUUAACAUUCCUAAGAUAACUCAUGAGGAUAUUCCCAUUUUUCUGGGCCUUGUGAAUGACCUCUUUCCGAAUGUUGACUGUGGGGAUAUGUUCAAGGAGGAGGUCUCCGUGGAGGGCACGGAUCAUCCGUCGCACCCUGGGGAUGGCUUAGCGAUGGGCCGGUCAGGAGUGGUGUCCCCCUAUGAAGUCACCUCUCCACAGGAAGUGACUUCCCCACAGGAAAUAACCUCCCCACAGGAAAUAACCUCCCCACAGGAAAUAACCUCACCAGAGGAAGUAACCUCCCCAGAGGAAGUGCCUCCCCACCGCAUCAUCACCCUUGACGAGGCCAUACGAAGCAGCCUCCGAGACGCCAACCUCCAAAUCGACGACAACUUCAUCCUAAAGGUAAAGCAGCUCAAAGACCUGAUGGACGUCCGCCACUGCGUCUUCAUCUUAGGAGAAGACGGCUGCGGAAAGUCCAGCGUUAUUCAAAUAUUGAUAAGUACCCUCAACAGAAUUAGCGAAAAAUGCUUACACGAGGUUAUUAACCCUAAAUCGAUCGAGUCUUACGAAUUGUAUGGCUACUUAAAUAAGAACAACGAGUGGGUUGAUGGUGCUCUCUCCUCUAUAAUGAGGAAAAUGUCUAGAAAUAUAUCCCCCUACACAGAGAGCGUCAAACAUAAGAUUCUCCUUCUAGAUGGAAACAUCGAUGCGGAGUGGAUAGAAAGUAUGAACACAGUCAUGGAUGACAACAAAGUGCUAACCCUGGUGAGCAACGAACGUAUCCCCUUCACCAAGGAGAUGCACCUCUUCUUUGAAAUUACCAAUAUGAAAGGGGGGGUCCUAUACAUAAACAGAGGAGACAUAAGUUACAAGCUGUACAUCAGCUCAUGGAUAAACUUACUAACAAAUCAUGUGGCCAAGACGGAGUUUUACUAUCUAUUUAACAUAUUUUACGCUCAGAAUAUUGAUAUGCUGAGGAAGCAGUGUAAGUUCGCCUUCGAGUUGUCCAACCUCGACAUUGUCAGAUCGAUCUGCAACUAUAUCGACUACUUUUUGGUCAAAUAUGACAAAUACAUUAGCGAUGUGAUACGGAGCAUUGAGAAUCGCCAGGGGGAGGACGACGCGAUGGAGGAGAGGAACGGGUCCUCUUCUCCAGACGAAGUAGGGGACGCAGCAGCGGUUGCGGCAGGGGAAGCAACCGGGAAAGCAACAGGCGAAGCGGCCAGCCUGGGAAGUGCCAAGCCGGAAGACCCACACAACGGAGACGAAAAAAACGUGGUAAACAAAAUUAACUAUAACUAUGAAAUUCUGAAAGAUUACUACAACAGCUUUUUCAUGAACUCGUACAUGUGGGUUCUGAAUAACCUAAUCGUGGAGGACAAACUAAUGAACGCAAGGAAUGCUCUGAACAAUAAUGUGAAAUCGAAUGUGAAGGUGAAGAUGGGUAGCGACUAUUGCUGCAAUUAUACUUAUAAUAUAUACGACAAUGAGUGGAAGCACCUGAGUGAAUACCUAGACAGCGACAUUUUAUUCUUGCAGAAGAUGCGAUGGAAUUACGGGCAGGAAAUGGCGGAGGCGGGGGAGGCCGAAGUGGACGAGACGGGCGAAGCGGAGGAGAAGGGCGAAGCGGAGGAAGCGGGUGAAGUAGACGAGAUUGGCGAAAUGGAGGAAGCGACCAAAAUGGGCAGCUCACAUGCCAAGCCGAACCAGAAGCACAAGAAAAAAAGCGAAAACAACUACAUCGAAAGCAUGCUGCCGCACAACUACGACGAAUUGUACAUAAAUACGAUCGAGCUGAUCCGAACGGAGAAAAUGAUAAAGUAUUCACUAGACCGAAAUCAGCCAAUCCUCGUCUAUGGAAAUAACGGAACGGGGAAGACAAAAUGUAUAAGCAACAACAUCAAUAUGAAUAUAGAAAAAUUUACCCACACGACGAUAAGUAUUAAUUACUAUACAAACUCGUUUGUCCUCCAGAAGAUAAUCGAGAACAACGUGGAGAAGAGGAACACGAGGACCUAUGGGCCCCCGAAUCAGAAGAGGCACAUAUUCUUCUUGGAAGACAUGAACAUAACGGCUAAGGACAACUGUGACACGCAGCAGACGUUGGAGUUUCUAAGACAGCUGUUAACGUAUAGGCUCAUAUACGACAGGGAGAAUCUGGACGAGAAGAAAUUCAUCCAUGACGUCCUCUUUAUCGGAACGGUAAAUAAUAAUGCUAAUAAACUUAUCGACAAAAGGAUUCAAAACAAGUUUCAAAUUAUUAAUAUGGAAGACAUUAGUCUGAAGACAUUUGAUAACGUGUACAAGGUUAUCCUAAAGCAGCACUUGCUCAAGUUUGACGACACAGUGAAGGGUCUCCUUAAUAACAUCAUUUCGUUUUCCCACGAUCUGUACAGUAGGGUCACAGAGAAUAUUGCCUUCAAUUUGUCUAACUCGGCUCCACACUACCUGUUUAACUUGAAUGAUAUCCAUGGGGCCUUUCACAACAUCAUUAAGUGCACGAACCCGGAUUUGUACAAUGGAGGGAGCUUCAAAUUUUUGAUGAUUUUUUUCCACGAGAUGCAGCAUGCGUAUAUGAAUAAGCUGACAUCGAAUGAGCACAUUGAGAUUUUCACGCAGAUCUUCAACCGCCUCCUGCAGCAGCAUUUCCCGUUUUGCCUGGAGGACUUGGGUCGCCACCGGGUCUCCUUCGACGGGGAGGUGACCCAGGUUAGCCAUAUUAGCGGCACAGUUAGCGGCACAGUUAGCGGUGAGAUUAGCGAGACUUCCGUGACUCGCGGCGAUGGGGACGCGCUCGCCUCAAGCGGGCUAAGCGCAUCACGGGGGUUGAAUGCCACUACGGCAGGUACUACCGCGGGUAUGACCGCAUGUCCCACCGCCGCUUCUAGCGCCGCCGCCAACGCUUCCAACCCGUGCAACGCUUCCAAUCUGCCGUACGACCCGCGCAAGAAUAUAUUCACCUCGUUCAUUUCGGUGCGAAACGGUCUGGACAAAAUGUACCUGGGGGUGAAGAAAUUCCACGUGCUGAAGGAAGUGUUGGCGGAGAAGCUGAGCGAGUACAACAUCUCGCACGUGGAGCUUCCUCUCGUCCUCUUCGAUUACGCCGUUGUACAGAUAUGCAAGAUAUGUCGCAUCUUAGACUUUGACAUUUCGCACCUCAUGCUCAUCGGAUUUGGAGGAUCGGGGAAGCAGUCCCUAAUGAAACUGAGCAUCUUCAUCAACAACCUUAACCUGCUCCAAAUUUCGACAAACAAUAACUACGAUUUGAGCAAUUUCAAAGCAGACUUGCAAGAGUUCCACCUCAAAUGCGCCAUCAAGCCGGGCAACGUCCACGUCCUGAUGCUGAAGGAGCAAAAUAUCCUCGACUCCUUUCUGCCGUAUAUAAACGAUUUGACUUCCACCGGGCUGUGUAACGAUUUGUUCACCAAAGAUGAGUAUCUGGGAAUCUUCUCCUCCAUCCGAAACCAGAUAAAGUAUCUAAACAUCGGAGAAAGCAACGAAGAUGUGUUUAAUUACUACAUAAGUAAAAUAAAAAGAAACUUCAAGGUAGCAGUGACCCACUCUCCUAUUAGCAGUUUAUAUAGAGACCGUCUGACGAAGUUUCCCUCCUUCUUGUCCAAUUUCUCAUUUGUGUAUUUCUUACCCUGGCCAUAUGAAGCCCUCGUAAAUGUGUCUAACAAAUUUUUGAGCGAAUUAGAAAUCGAGGAGGGGUUGAAGAAGAGCAUCUGCGAGCAUAUGGCUUACGUGCACACGAGCACAAACGAGAUGAACAAGAUAUAUCUGGAGAAGAAGAACCGACACAAUUACGUCAUACCGAAGACUUUCCUAGAAUAUAUAUACUUUUACAAAAACCUCCUGCAUGUGAAGACAUACGAGAUUGAGAAAUCCGUGGAAAGACUCAACAAAGGAUUGUUAGCCCUCACCAGCACCAGAGAAAAUGUCGAAGUGUUGAAAAAGGAAAUCGAAGUGAAAAUAAAGAAUAUAGAGGAGAAAAAAAUCGAAGUGAAUGAAAUUAUAAAAAAAGUGAAAGAAGCAACGGAGGUGACAAACAAAGAACAGCAGAUCGUAAAUGAGGAGAAGAAAAAAACCGAAAUAUUUACUCGAGAAGCGAUUAAUAUUCAGGUCAAAGCAGAUAAUGAAUUGAGUGAAGCUUUGCCCAUAAUGAACAAGGCAAAGGAAGCGGUUAAUUGUAUUACCAAAUCAGCCAUUCAGGAGUUAAAGUCUCUACAGAACCCACCGAAGGAAUGUCUAGAUGUGACUCACGCUGUGCUGAUCGCUCUGAAGGAGAUUAAGAACUAUUCGUGGAAAUCUGCUCAGAAAAUUAUGAACAAUCCUAGUCAGUUUUUAUCCAAAUUGCAAAAAUUCGAUGCAGAAAAUAUGGAAGAAGAAACGGUCCAUUUGUUGACACCAUUUAUUGAGAAGAAGUUCUUUAACUACGAAAUGAUGAAAACGAAAUCAUCUGCAUGUGCGUACUUGGCACUUUGGCUAGUUAACAUUGUCAAAUAUAAUGAGGUGUAUAAAAAGGUGAAGCCGCUAAUGGAUAAAUUGCAAGAAGCCACGAACAAUAAGAACAGCGCAGAGGAGAAGCUAAAUGUGCUGGAGAAUAAAGUGAAGGAACUAACAGACAGUGUAGAGAAGCUAAGAACUAAAAUGAAUGAAGUGAAUGAAGAGAAGAAUAAUAUCAUAAAAAUAUUUAAUGAAUCUAAAGACAAAUUAAAUCGAGCGGAAAAUUUGGUCAAUAUGCUAUCGGAUGAGUAUAGGAGAUGGUCUGAUGAGAUUGCCAUUAUUAUUUCGAAUAAGAAAUACAUCUAUGGAGACUGUCUACUUCUUUCUUCCUUUAUCACCUACUUGGGUGUUUUUUCUAGCUCCUUCCGAGUAAAAUUGUGGAAGAACCUGUGGCUUGAGCAGAUCAAGAAGAGCAACAUCCUCAUCAGUGAAAUUACCUCCCCAAUUGAUAUCAUGGUGCAGGAUAUACAGAUAGCUACCUGGAAAAAUGAGAAACUUCCUGAAGAUAGAAUAAGCAUAGAGAAUGCUCUCAUCGUAAGCACUUGCUACCGAUGGCCUCUUCUGAUCGACCCUCAGUUACAAGGACUGAAGUGGCUCAAGGCAAAAGGAGGAAAUAACAUCACGUGCCUCCAAUUCAACAGUGAUCAUUUUAUUGCAAAGGUUAAGAGUGUUAUCUUGAGGGGUGGCUACCUCAUCAUAGAAAACGUCACCGAAGAGAUCGAUAACAUUAUCGAUGGGCUCCUCAAUAGGGAAUUCAUAAAGAGGGGAAAUGACACCUUCGUCAAGAUUGACAAUGAGGAGAUGCCAUUUAACUAUCCCAAUGCGAUCAGUCGAGUUUCGAAAAUUAAGUCAUUCUAUGAGAGUGGCGCUGGAGGCGGGGGAGGCGGUGCUGGUGACACUUCUCGACCGGGAGAGCACAACGGGGGCAGCUUCCACGACGAUGCAGAAGUGGACAAUGAUGAUGAUGCCGCGGAGGAGGAGCAGGACAACGGGGAAGAAGAAGAGGAAUCCACACCAAGUAAGACAACCCCUAGAAUGGCGAACAGGCAAAGCAGACAUGGCGGAAGACAGAACGGCAGACAGAAUAGCAGACAACAUGGCAGUAGCAGCCGCCGCGGUAGAGAUAGCCCAACCCAGGAAAUGUCCAUGAUGACCACCCCGAGGGAGAAACAGGACCAUGAGAAAGCUUACGAAAAAAUUUCCAAUUCGCACAGCAUGAGUAAAGCUCUUUCGAAGGGAAGCUUAAGAAAGGCGGCCCCUUUUUUCAACCUAAUCCUGCAAACGAAGCUGAGCAAUCCACACUUCAAGCCAGAGGUAAACAGCCAAUGCACGCUGAUAAACUUUAGCGUGACUUGUGAGGGGCUGGAGGAGCAGAUUUUAGCAAUCAUCGUCAAUAUAGAGAAGCCCGAAUUGGAGAAGCAGAAGCAGAUACUCGUGAAGAACAGGAAUGAAUACAAAAUAGUUCUGAACAAAUUGGAGGACGAAAUUUUGUACCAGCUUUCCGCCGCAGACUCGACCACAAUCAUCGACAACAUUUCUCUGAUUAACAGUUUGAAGACGACAAAGGAUACAUCCAUCAGCAUACAGAAGCAAGUGGCCGAUUCGAUCACGACGGAGAAUGAGAUUAACAAGACUAGGGAGCUGUAUAGGACCCUGGCGAACGAGGCCUCCAUCGUCUAUUUCAUUCUCAUCCUCAUGCACAACAUUAACUACAUGUAUCAGUACUCACUGGAUUCUUUUAUCAGCUUGCUGCUGAAGUCGAUAGAGGCCGUCCACGCGGGGGUGCGAAUGGGAAGCAGAAUAGGCAGUGGAAUGGGAAGCGGAAUAGGCAGUGGAAUGGGAAGUGGAAUGGGCAGCGGAAUGGGCAGCGAGAGGGUGAGCAGCCUGGGCGACUCGAGGGGGUACUUCCGCGAGGGCGUCGAACGGGAAGGAUGGGCAACCGCCGCAGCGGACGAAGACGAGGGGGAUGAAGCAACCCGGAAGGGAGAAGAAGAAGAGCAACAACAACAAAACGACCUGUGCGAUGAGCACAUGAACGAGCUGAUCAUCUCAUUCAGGAAAACAAUCUACUCAUGGAUCAACCGAGGGUUGCUGGAAGAGGACAAGCUGCUAUUCAAUUGUAUAUUCGUCUUCAAAUUGUUGGAAAAGAAAAAAAUUCAUGACAAAGAUUUCAGCAUGGAUUAUUUGAACUUUUUUUUGAAGCCUCCCCGAAUCAAAGAAGCGAUUCAGAACCCGUUAAAGGAAUGGCUAGCUGAUGACUGCUGGAGAAAUGUAUGCGUUCUGUCCAAAUUCAAAGAGUUUGAAAUGUUAACAAACAACAUACACAUAGAUGCACAGCACAAGUUCAAGCAGUGGUGCUCAGAAAUACAGCCAGAGAUAUGCACCCUGCCCCUAGAAUGGAAAAAGUUAAGUAAUAACUCUUUUAAAAAAUUACUCAUUAUAAGAUCGUUGAGACCAGACAGAGUGACAGUAACGUUGGAGAAAUACAUUCGAAAUGUGUUGCCAAACAGUGAAGAAAUCAUGGAGAGGAAGAACUCCUUUGUAGACACACUAGAAUCAUCAUACAAUUUUAUGAUUAACACGACGCCUAUUUUAUUUAUCCUAACCCCUGGGUCCGAUUUUAUCAAAUAUGUAGAACAGCUAGGAAAGAAAAAUAAGUUUUUUCUAAACAGCAACCUGCACAUAGUAUCUUUGGGACAAGGACAGGAAGCCAUUGCGUUGUUUAAAUUGGAGCUAGCUCAUAAGGAAGGACACUGGAUAGUUCUGGAAAACAUCCAUCUGAUGGCAAAGUUUAAUCUCAUUUUAGAAAAUGUGAUUGAUAAAUACGCCGCGGAAGGGUCGCACCCGAAUUUCCGUCUCUUCUUAACAGCAGAGGUUACAAAAAAUAUCCCCAUAAGUAUCCUGGAGAGGUCGAUAAAAUUGACGAACGAAGCACCAACAGGUUUUAAAGAAAAUCUCAAGAGAGCCUUCACCUUUUUCUCCUCAGAUGACUAUGAGGAGAAGGACUUGCGAACAAAAAAUAUUCUAUUCUCCCUCUGUUAUUUCCAUUCUAUAAUUGUAGAGAGAGCUAAAUUUGGUUCUCAAGGGUUUAACAUAAAAUAUCCCUUCAGCUUAAGUGAUCUUCGAGACAGUGCGAAGGUUUUGUUCAACUAUUUAGACAAUCAGAAUUCUAUAAAAGUGCCUUGGAAUGACUUAAAAUACAUUUUUGGAGAAAUAAUGUACGGAGGGCAUAUCGUUAAUGAUAAGGACAUGUUGGUAUGCAAAACGUAUCUGAACUACUUCAUGAAGGAGCAGUCUUUAGAGGGGAUGCAGCUGAUCCCGUUUUCUAAAAAUGUGCAAUUGUUUAGUCCUAGUAACUAUGCGUACGAUAAGAUUUUAAAAUAUAUCGACACGCAGAUCGUCGCCGAGACUUCCAUCUUGUAUGGCCUGAAUCAGCAUGCAGAAAUGAACUUCAGGACAAGUGAGAGUAUUAAAUUGUUGGACAACAUUUUUAAGUUAAAGGUCAAGGAGAGUUCCACCUUCGUGGAGGAACUAACCACUGGAGAGACGCUGGAAGUUCGUACUGCUAACAUCCUUUCGGACAUAUUAACAGAAAUCGAAAACGUCUAUUUUAAUGUGGACGAAUUGGUUAAGUCCAUUCCCGAUGACCAGAUAACCCCUCUGCAGUAUUUCCUUUUCCAAGAAUGCACCUUAAUGAAUUCACUCACAGGGAUUAUGAGAGAGUCGCUAAAAGAGCUACAUCUAGCCAUUAAAGGCGAAAUUAAUAUGAACACAAAAAUGGAAUCAUUAAUGGGUUCUCUCUACAAAGACCAGCUGCCAGACUUGUGGAAGAAUAACUCCUAUUCCAGCAACCGAAAUUUGUGCUCCUGGAUUGUUAACCUCAAAGAACGGAUCAGCUUCCUCUCCGAUUGGUUCAACGACCCGCUAGUGACUCCCAAAGUUUUUAAUGUCUCUCUUUUGUUCAAUCCGAAUAGCUUCUUCAGUGCAAUAAAACAAAUCCUCUCUCGAAAUGAGAAAUGCGAAUUGGACAAAAUUAUUAUGCAAAUUGAGGUGACAAACAAAUCUCUGAAUAAUAUCCACUCGUACCCUAAGGAGGGUGCUUACAUUUAUGGGCUCUACCUCGAUGGCGCCAACUACGACAUUGAGAAGAACACCCUCUGCGAUUCGAGCUCAAAGCAGAAGUACUUCCUCAUGCCUGUCAUUCACUGCAAGCCGAUCGUCAGCAUGGGCAAAGUCGAAACGGACGUGUAUGAGUGCCCCGUUUAUAAGACCGUCUCCAGGGGGCCCACCUACGUCACCAACAUUAAGCUCAAGACCAAGGAGAACCAGGAGAAGUGGGUGCUCGCCGGCGUUGCGCUCAUCCUGGAUAUCGCCGAUGAGUGA
Messenger RNA from Plasmodium inui San Antonio 1, 15915 nucleotides. RefSeq lists its product as hypothetical. Lineage: Eukaryota; Apicomplexa; Aconoidasida; Haemosporida; Plasmodiidae. Gene Ontology annotation, molecular function: ATP binding; ATP hydrolysis activity; minus-end-directed microtubule motor activity. The transcript has 2 exons. Gene Ontology annotation, cellular component: dynein complex. Gene Ontology annotation, biological process: microtubule-based movement. The record is from RefSeq and is a predicted model, not a curated record. The coding region runs from base 1 to 15915 and encodes 5304 amino acids.